GUACCGCUUACUUUCAAAUUUAAGUCAAAAAAAUGUCUGCUUUUUUUACACUGCAGUUGUACCUGGUUUUAAUUGUAUUGGGACACAGUAGUGAUUAUCUGCACUGUUCUAGCCUUACUGGCAUGUCAGAACAAAAACACUAGCCUUGCUAAAGACAUUAAAAAUACAAAGAGUUAGAUGUUUCAUAUUUGCUAGUAGUCAUGGUCAGGGGAAUUUUGUGGUAUUCAGCGAGAGUGUCGUUCACAGCGAGUGUAAUCACAAGAAGUAUUCCAAAGAAGGGUUUGUUCUUUCACCAGCAUUGUUACCCUAUUUCUUAGCAGAUCAUUGUACACUCUGGGUAAUCAUUCCUCGUUUGAAAUAAAAUUAUGUCUUGGAGCGUCUACAGCAAAACCAAGCCAUAUUUUGCAAUGCAGGGUUUUGUAGAAUGAGCAGUUUACCACCAGUCCAAUUUAUAUAACAUUUAUCAAGGGACUGAAAUACAAUUACCUAUCAUUACCUAAUAACUUGUACAUUCAAAUAUAACAAUCAGUGAAAAUAAAAACAAAUUGUAAAGGGUAUCUCGUCACUGUCCAAUACGAAUAUGAUUGUCCACAAACAAAUUAAGGGCUGGCGUGCAAAAGAAAAUUAAAUUGUAAAGCGCACUUAUAAGUUAACAUUGCCUCGACAAAGUAUUAAUAACCCCUGGAAUUUAUUCCCAUUUUGUGACCUUAAAAUCACAAACUUGAAUGUAUUUUGUUGUGAUUUUAUUUGAUAGACCGACACAAAGUAGCACAUAAUUGUGAAGUGGGAUGAAUUUGACUGGCCUGCACAGAGUCCUGACACCAACCUGAUAGAACAUCUUCAGGAUGAAUUAGAGCGCAGACAGACCAGGCAUUUUCAUCCAACAUGACUGUGUGGCCUCACAAAUGCGCUUCUGAAAGAAUGGUCAAAGAUUCCCAUCAACACACUCCCAAACGUUGUGGAUAGCCUUCCCAGAAGAGUUGAAGCUGUUGUAGCUGCAGAGGGUGGAUCGACAUAUUGAGUCCCAUGGAUUACGGAUGGUAUGUCACUUAAAUUCAUACUUCCCCUCCAAAGUAUUGGAAAGGCAAAGUCAAUUCCUUUGUUUUUGUUGUAUACUGAAGAGAUUUGGGUUUCAGAUAAAAAGAUGAAUAUGAGACAACAUUUCACCUUUUAUUUCAUGGUAUUUACAUCUAGAUCUGUUAAACAACUCAGGACAAAGCACCUUUUGUUUGAACCCACCCACUUUUCGAGUGAGCAAAUGAAUUGGAACAUGUGACUGAUUGGUGUUUCUAGGUGUUGCCUUUUAGAUUGAUUGCUUUAACAUUACAUAGUGCUUAUUUUUGGCUUUGGGUUUCACCUGUGAAAACUGUAUUUGCUGUUAAGUAAACAUGAAGACCAGAGAGCUGUCUAUGGGAGAAAAGCAAACUAUUUUGAAGCUGAGAGAAGAGGGAAAAUCAAUCAGAGCUAUUGCACAAACAUUGGACAUAACCAAUACAACAAUUUUGAAUGUCUUUAAAAAGAAAUAAACUACUGAGCAACAGACAUCGAACAGGUCGACCAAGGGUAUUAACAGCAGUUGAUGACAGAAACAUUGUGAGAGCUGUGAAGAAACACCCAAAGACAACAGUCAGUGACAUCACUGCCAACCUCCACAGGACAGGGGUGCGGUUAUCCCAAUCCGCAGUUCGAAGAAGUCUGAGAAACGAAAUAUACAGGCCAUACCACAAGAUGCAAAACACUCCUCAGCAAAAAGUAUUGGAAGGCCAGAUUGGAUUUCGCAAAGAAGUACAGAGUUGAGUCACAAAGUUUUAUGGACUGAUGAGACCAAGAUUAACCUCUACCAAAGUGAUGGAAAGGCCAAAGUAUCUGCUUAUAUCCAAAAUACACACGCUCAUCUGUGACGCAUGGUGGAGGUCAUGUCAUGGCUUGGCCUUGCAUAGCUGCUCACUAAUCUUUAUUGAUGUAACUCAUGAUGGUAGCAGUAGAAUGAAUUCGGAAGUCUACAUAACCAUUUUGUCUGGAAAUUUACAGAAAUGUGCUUCCAAACUUCAUCAUGCAACAGGACAAUGACCCCAAAACACACUGCUAACACAACAACGGACUUCAUCAGGGGGAUAAAGUGGUAGGUCUUAGACUGGCCAAGUCGGACAGUAACCCAAUAGAGCAUGCAUUUUCCCUCCUGAAGAGGAGACUGAAGGGAGAAACCCCAAGAAACAAACAAAAACAGAAAGAGGCUGCAGUAAAGGCCUGGAAAAGCAUUUCAAAUGAAGAAUGCAACAGUCUGAAGUCAAUGGGUCGCAGGCUUGAUGCAGUUAUUGCAAGUAAGGGUUAUGCCACCAAAUAUUAAACAUUACAAAUUAAUUUAAUUUCUGUUCCAAUACUUUUUCUCACUUGAAAAUGUUCUCCUUCGGAAGCAGUUGGGCAGCCAACUGCGGCCGAAGUCGAUCCCAGCGCGCAGUACUGUGUCUUUGUGAGGAGUGGUAUUGUGACUCCUCUGUGGUUGAGACUGGUCUCCUCUCACACCGGACACAAUACUCCGGUACGCGGAUUGACUAGAGUUUGGAACGCAGUAGAAAAGUACAACAAAAAACUCAAAUAAUAAAAUAUAAAACUAAAAAUAAAAUCUUGAUUUUUGUGGUAUCAUUUGUUACGAUGGAGUUUACUUGGAAAGGAGAAAAUAUUAAGAUUCACCUCGAGGGUAAAAUUAGAAUAGGAGAACAAAUUAUGGUAAUGUGGCCGUAUUUCAAGGAAACUAUGCCCGGGGAUGAGGAGGACAGGUCAAUGACGAUUAAAAAAAUGAAGGGGAUGUUGGUAGGAUGUCAGGAUGCUUCCACCUUAUGCACUUCCUUUGCAGCAAGGUCGCGUUGUGAAAGCACUUAUAGCAGAGAUAGAUAGAGGGUCAGUAGCGUUCGACAUUGUAGGUAAUCAAACUGUGGGUGGCGGGCUACCUUGCGGCCCUGCUAAUGUGCUCUCUAGUGUGGCUUCUCCCUCAAGCCCACACCUGCGGGCCCGGACAGCCGUGGGAACACGACCGGCUUGACAACACGGGAAGCCAACAUGGUGGCUUCCUAGGACAAGAGGAGACCACGCUGCUUGCCAAAGGGGUCAACCACAGUGUAUGACCCUCUGAGAAUGGAAUUGGACAGAAUUAAUUCCGGUAAUCACAAUUCAGAGUUGGAUGAUUUGCGUAAGCAGUUGGAUGCGACCAAUUUGAGGCUAGCGCAGGAGCACAAGAAGUGCGAGGCUGAAGUCAACAUGCUCUGGUCUCGGGUGAGGGAAUUGAAACAUUGGUUGGAGGAAGCAGGGUGCUCAGAAAAAGAGGCGGCUGAUGGUGAAGAGGGAAUACAGGGUCCCGAGAGGAAUUGUGAGCAGCGGAAAGAGGCGACAAAGAGGAUGAUGAGAUUCCUGGGGGGACGGUCCAGUUGGAGGAGAAGUGCUCUGGUAAGACAAGGCAAAGGAGCAAAAAACAGGAAAUUCCAGGGUUCUGCUCAUCCACAGCAACUUAUGUACACUGCUUUUAGUGUGUCUGACCGCACAUGCUUAAGUGACAAACUUCCACCCCCUACUCGGGGAGGUGCAAUUUUCAUGCAACGCUUUACGGAUGCUACACAGGGAAUGGGCGACUUGAGGGCCAUUGUGGGAACGAAGCUUACAUAUCAGGAGCUUCGGACCCUGGAAGACAUCGCUGACACCACUGAAUACCAUGAUGAUCAUCCCCGGGACGGGAGCAUUCGGGGUUAGAUCGGAGUUGCCAUGCAUGAAAUGUUUCCUCCCCCACUCUCUAACUGUUUUUCAGAUGGGCGAUGGGGAGACAGGCCUUGCUUACCUGUCACGCACCGAGACUGGACCAAGGCAUCAGGUGCUGGAGGCGAAGAGGGCAAAUUAACAGUACAUUAAGAAAGAGAAGCAACUGGUGCAACAGAAGUCCACGACUGCCGCUCCACCUGCCUCAGUCUCCCUGUGAGGCGCAGCUUUACCAAUCCGGACCACCACGCCAGACCUACCAGCGGGGGCGUGGAUGUGGAGCGAGAGAGCGCAGCCGCACGGCAACCUGGACAGACCAGACCAACUCAGCAACCCACGAUGCUCCAUCAACCUUCCAAUGCCAACCUGGCACCGCCACCUCCGGUGAGCAACAGAAAAGUAACCUUGGUCGGCUUCUCAGGGGUGCCAGAGGCUCUGCCGUUGACCCUUCCUACUCCCGUGCAGACGACAAAACUAUUUGGAAGGCCAUCAGGCCUCCCCGGAUGCCACAGGCUUGUGGCGCCAUCCUGACGGUUGUCCUGUUCCCUCGGCGGUUCGGCUCCGGGUGCUGGUGGAGGAGGCUCACGGAGUGGCGCAUCUGGACCGUGUGGAACCAGAAAAAUGGCUUCUACCCUCAGGGUGGCUCCAGAGGCACAGGGUCCGCCACCAAGUACUGGAAACCCUUCGGCAGUGUACAUCCCAAUUCCAAUGAAGUUGGGACAUUGUGUUAAACAAAUGAAAACAGAAUACAAUGAUUUGCAAAUCAUGUUCGACCGAUAUUUAAUUGAAUACAUUACAAAGACAAGAUAUUUAAUGUACAAGCCGAUAAACUUUGUUUUUAGCCAAUAAUCAUUAACUUUGAAUUUUAUGGCUGCAACAUGUUCCGUUGGCAAAAAAAGACUGAGAAAGUUGAUGAAUGCUCAUCAAACACCUGUUUGGAACAUCCCACAGGCUAAUUGGGAACAGGUGAGUGCCAUGAUUGAGUAUAAAAGGAGCUUCCCUGAAUUGCUCAGUCAUUCACACAAGCAAAGAUGGGGCGAGGUUCACCUCUUUGUGAACAAGUAUGUGAGAAAAUAGGCAAACAGUUUAAGGGCAAUGUUCCUCAACGUUCAAUUGCAAGGAAUUUAGGGAUUUCAUCAUCUACGGUCCAUAAUAUCAUCAAAAGUUUAAGAGAAUCUGGAGAAAUCCCUGCAUGUAAGCGGCAAGGCCGAAAACCAACAUUAAAUGCCCAUGACCUUCGAUCCCUCAGGCGCCACUGCAUCAAAAACCGGCAUCAAUAUGUAAAGGAUAUCAGCACAUGGGCUCAGGAACACUUCAGAAAACCAAUGUCAGUAAAUACAGUUCGGCGCUACAUCCGUAAGUGCAACUUGAAACUCUACUAUGCAAAGCAAAAGCCAUUUAUCAACAACACCCAGAAACGCCGCCGGCUUCUCUGGGCCCGAGCUCAUCUAAGAUGGACUGAUGCAAAGUGGAAAAGUGUUCUGUGGUCCGACGAGUCCACAUUUCAAAUUGUUUUGGGAUAUUGUGGACGUCGUGUCCUCCGGGCCAAAGAGGAAAAUAACCAUCCGGACUGUUAUGGACGCAAAGUUCAAAAGCCAGCAUCUGUGAUGGUAUGGGGUUGUGUUAGUGCCAAUAGAAUGGGUAACUUACACAUCUGUGAAGGCACCAUUAAUGCUGAAAGGUAGAUACAGGUUUUGGAGAAACAUGUGCUGCCAUCCAAGCAACGUCUUUUUCAUGGACGCCCCUGCUCAUUUCAGCAAGACGAUGCCAAACCACCUUCUGCACGUUACAACAGCGUGGCUUCGUAGUAAAAGAGUGCAGGUACUAGACUGGCCUGCCUGCAAUCUAGACCUGUCUCCCAUUGAAAAUGUGUGGCGCAUUAUGAAGCGUAAAAUACGACAACGGAGACCAAGGACUUUUGAACAGCUGAAGCUGUACAUCAAGCAAGAAUGGGAAAGAAUUCCACCUACAAAUCUUCAACAAUUAGUGUCCUCAGUUCCCAAACGUUUAUUGAAUGUUAUUAAAAGAAAAAGUGAUGUAACACAGUGGUGAACAUGACCCUGCCCCAGCUUUUUUGGAACAUGUUGCAGCCAUAAAAUUCUAAGCUAAUGAUUAUUUGCUAAAAACAAAGUUUAUCAGUUUGAACAUUAAUUAUCUUGUCUUUGUAGUGUACUCAAUUAAAUAUAGGUUGAACAUGAUUUGCAUUUUCUGUUUUGGUUUGUUUAACACAACAUCCCAACUUCAUUGGAAUUGGGGUUUCUAUAUAAGAUGGAAUUGGUGUGCCACGCGGUGUCCCAGAUGAGUACAAAUUGGUAGAUCAAGUGGCAGUGGGGUUUGAGUACAUUUUUGUGUGGGUGACUCCUAAUAAAAAUGUUGAUCGCAUUAAUUAUUUGCAUUACAAUCAACAGAGAAUUUUACGGCAGAUGCGGUGUUGGCGGUUCAUGGGCAGCCUUCGGCAACAUCCCUGAUGGCCUACCAGAAUCGUCUGGCACUGGACAUGCUUCUAGCGGAAAAAGGUGGGGUAUAUUCAAUGUUCAGGGACGAAUGCUGUACUUUCAUCCCGAAUAAUACAGCCCCAGAUGGCAGCCUUACGAGAGCACUGUAUGGGUUGAGGUCUCUGUCUAAGGAACUGAUGUCUCACUCUGGGGUAGACUGCUCCAUGUGGGACCAGUGGAUGACAUCCUGGUUUGGUAAAUAUAAAGGUUUGAUUACUUUGGUUGAGUCUCAAUGGCAGUGACGGUCAGCAUGUUUCUGUGCAGAUGCAGUUGCAUUCUGUGCUUGCGUUCUUUGUCAUCGGGUCAUCAUAACAGCUGGAGAAGGCAAAUUUGGUCAGCCCCCACCAUAUCAAAUGUCUUUGCCUUCUGCAGAGCCCGUAGCUUUCUUAGGAUCAGUGGGAGUGGCGGACUCUGAUACUGCUGAUGAUGCCAUAGUUUAAAGUUCGUGUCGACCUCAGAAUAUGUGGGAGGGGGACUGCCUAAUUUUUUGCGCAUACCUAUGGGUUGACCUUAGGCUAGCUGAGGUCAUAAGGGGUAAUUGUCAUAUUGUCCUUAUCUCUUGUUCAGUAUGGCUUGCUUAAAAUCAGAGGCCUUAACUAACCGUUGCAGCUGUGUGCUUGUAUAAACUUGUUUACAGGAAGCGGUCAAAGGAGAGAAGCUACAGAAUGUUCCAGUGACAGUGGGAGAGAAACAAGUCAUCACACUCUCAGACGGCUGCAAUCAACAUGAACGAAAAU
Phyllopteryx taeniolatus (common seadragon) is the source of this 6976-nucleotide messenger RNA. RefSeq lists its product as uncharacterized. The transcript is spliced from 6 exons. Lineage: Eukaryota; Metazoa; Chordata; Actinopteri; Syngnathiformes; Syngnathidae. The coding region runs from base 3804 to 4475 and encodes 223 amino acids. The record is from RefSeq and is a predicted model, not a curated record.